This is a messenger RNA of Trichoderma harzianum CBS 226.95, 1313 nucleotides long. RefSeq lists its product as hypothetical. The record is from RefSeq and is a predicted model, not a curated record. Lineage: Eukaryota; Fungi; Ascomycota; Sordariomycetes; Hypocreales; Hypocreaceae. The coding region runs from base 240 to 1205 and encodes 321 amino acids. The transcript is spliced from 3 exons. Gene Ontology annotation, molecular function: endonuclease activity; nucleic acid binding. Gene Ontology annotation, biological process: DNA catabolic process.
AGCAGUGGCUGGAGGCAUCUACUCCGUACGGAGCUGGAGUACUACCUCCUCCCGUGUAGCUCGGGGGUACCUUGGUAGCCUGAGCUCCAUAUCUCAGAUAGGAUAGUAGGUCACUGCCUGCAUCUGCUUCCAACAACAACCAUCCCUUCAUCAUCAUUCCAUCUCGCUGGUUCAUCUAGAAUAGCCAUAUAGAACUUUUGUUUACUGUGUGCGCCGUACUUUUGCAACCUGCAGCCAUUAUGAAGCUCUCAAAUGCCGUGGCCUUCAGCCUCGUCUCCCUGCCAGGGGCCAUGGCCUGGGGAGGUCUGGGCCACAUCACGACUGCCUACAUUGCAAGCCAGUUUGUCAGCAACUCCACAGAGGCCUACCUCAAGCACCUCCUGCGAAGCAAUGAGCCCGACUACAUGGCCAAGGUAGCCAGCUGGGCCGACUCGAUCCGAUACACAAAAUGGGGCAGAUUCACGAGCACGUUCCAUUUCAUCGAUGCCCACGAUAGCCCGCCCGAGUCGUGCAACGUCGACUUUGAGCGCGACUGCAAGGGGACCGGCUGUGUCAUCACCGCUCUAGCCAACUACACCGAGCAGUCCCUCGACCCGUCGCUGCCGCCAUGGCAACGCGCUCAGGCUGCCAAGUUUGUCAUUCACUUUGUCGGCGACUUGCACCAGCCAUUACAUAACGAAGAUGUUGCGAGGGGCGGAAAUGGCAUCCACGUCAAGUGGAAUGGACGAGAUUUCAACCUGCAUCACGUUUGGGAUAGCUCCAUUGCUGAGAAGUGGCUUGGUCGCGGAAAGCCGUACCCAUUGGCGGAAAAGUGGUCCAGGGACCUCACUGAUAAAAUCAACGCCGGCAUAUAUUCAAAGGAGAAGGAUGCUUGGCUGGCAGACUUGGACUUUAGCGAUCCGAUAGAGACAGCAAUGGCUUGGUCGCGGGAAUGCAACAAGCUUGUGUGCGAAUAUGUCUUCCCUGAGGGCCCCAAGGCCAUUGUUGGCCAGGAGCUGAGCGGCGAGUACUAUGAAAAGGCAGCUCCCAUGCUCGAGAAGCAAGUCGCUCGCGCAGGAUACCGAAUGGCGGCAUGGCUAGAUCUGAUUGUCGACGAGUUCCAAAAGAGGGACGCCAGCUUUACUGGCAAGCGACCUGCAGAGGAUUAUGAAGAGCCUGUUGAUGAGCUGGCAGAAGAGAUGGAGGACUAUAUUGGAGAGUUGUAAUUGAAUACCUAUGCCUAGAAGUGUGGAGACAGACACCGGGUUGCUUCUCCCAUAUUUUGGUCUUAUGCAUGAUAGCAAGCAGAUAUGAUUUUGCAUAUAGAGAAUGAA